Lingula anatina is the source of this 4066-nucleotide messenger RNA. RefSeq lists its product as uncharacterized. The record is from RefSeq and is a predicted model, not a curated record. Gene Ontology annotation, biological process: negative regulation of transcription by RNA polymerase II. Gene Ontology annotation, cellular component: NuRD complex. Lineage: Eukaryota; Metazoa; Brachiopoda; Lingulata; Lingulida; Lingulidae. Gene Ontology annotation, molecular function: sequence-specific DNA binding.
AGUAGUUAGGCAUGACAUUUUUGUUGUAAGUAGUUCAGAGUUCUUUUUCUUAACUACAGUCAAAGAAUCAGUUACAAAAUCAACCAAGAAUGAAUCCAUGCUAUUGGGAAUCCAUUUUGGAGGUAAUGAUAUUCUUGUAUACUAUUCCUAGAUUGUUUUUAAAUCUUUGGCUUAAUUUUGUGAGCAAUCAAGCAUUUUUAGUUUUAAAACUGGAUUACUGUACAUACCUUGAAAACUUGUUCAUCACUGAAGCAAGCAAUGCGUAUUUGUGGAUUUAUUUAUUAUCUAUUAUUCAGAAAAGACGCUUGAAGGUUUGAGUGUGUGAGGGUUUGUUUGCAUGCUAAAAAACCCGCAAGUGUUUAUUAGACAGUAUUUGGGAGUUAUUCAGGGGAUUGUGCUUAGUAGCUUUAAGUAGAGUUGCAUAUGUUAGUAUUGACAUAGUUGGAGUAUUAUAUUUCAUGAUUUUGCUAUCAGAGUAGAUUUUUCUUGUUUUUAAAAACACUGAUAGCUACUGAAUAUGAAUAUGUUAAAGGUUUAUAAGUUGUUGAAAGAAAAGAAAAAGGGGUAAAUCUUUGAUUUUUUUGCUUGAAUACUAGUCCUGCAGUUGUCAAAAAUUUUUCAGAGGGGGUAAUCGAGGCAACAUAUCUAAUUUGUACGUGUAAUGUGCUGAUAUUGUAUGUAGUUAGAUAUUGAACAAAGAAAGGGAAGUUAAAUGUUGAUACAGUUUCCACGUCAUCAACUAGGCUGUAGUGCUUCAGGCAGACCAGAGGUCAAUGUGUGUGAGAGAGAAAGAUCACAUGACCAGGUAGUUUGACUGACAGGUGAUGAGGUGAUGACUCCUCCCCUUAUAAUCUAAGUGCCAUUGAUGCAUGCAUAAUCCAUGGUGUAACAGUGUGAGAGCCAACUUUAUUAGAGGAGUUAAACAUAUCUGAAAAAAAUCAAGGAAAGCUGAACUAAUGCCAUGUCUGAGGUCAAUCAUAGUGGUACCAAUAAUGUGACUACAGACAAUGAUAAUGAUUUGACCAGCAGUAAACGUCUCAGAGAGGAGGAGGAUGAAGUCUGUGCUGAUCUGGUGGUGAAAAGGGCUAAGGUGGACCAAGUCACAACACCUGGUGCCAAAUCCAAAACAGACCAAAGUUGCAUACACUAUAAUGGAUCUAGUCCAAACCAUGUUGAAAAACAAACUGUGUCCAAGUUGGAUAAUCCUAGCAAGGAAAACAGUACUAAUGAGAACUCAGUAGAAAAAAAUAGUUGUAAAAUUUCUAAGCUUGAUGGGUUGGAUUUAACAGACCAUGUUAAGAAGCCUGCAAAGGAAGAAAACAAAGUAACAACAGAAAUAGAACAACUAGAUGAGGACUCUGCAGAUCUGAGUGGAAAAGGUGAUGAAAACUCAGAUGAUAGUUUAGCUGAAGGGAAAAGAGAGGAUGCUGAUUUAGUUGAAGGAUCAGACGAAAGUGUGGCACAGGACCAAGAUGACAAUUAUUCACGACUGACAACAGAUGGCCCAGACACUAGCAAUUCUAAUAGCAAUACUGAUGGGUUGCAUGCUGCUGUAAGAAAAGAUGCUAGUCAAAAUGAGUCUCUCUCUCAGUCAGAAAAGCAUCAACGUCCCAACAGUAACUCAGUGGAUACAACAAAAAUGAAUGGUGAUGUAAAGGAAUGUGUUAACACAAGUGCUGAUCCGAAUGAAAAUGGACCAAUUGAUUUGAGCACAAAUAAGAAUGCCUCAAGGGAUUCAUCACCAGACAUAAUCAUGUUGUCUGAUGAUGACAGUGAGGAACUCCCUCCUCGCAAAGUGAAUGGUGAUGUCAGAGAUCUCACUCCGGAAGAAGUCAUGAAGAGAGAUAAGAUUAUUCACAGGCUGCAGGAGGAGCUGCGCAAUGAGGAAACAAAACUAGUUUUGCUAAAGAAAAUCCGCCAGAGCCAGACUAUAAAUCCAGUUACAGAUCCAUCUGGUGUGGUCCCAGGGAAAUCUAGGCACCCAAACACCAAUGCUCCACCCCCACUUAUCAGAGGUGGCCAGAACACCAACUCUCGACCCCAACAGUUGCCAGCCCACAUGGCUAGAGGUCAGCAUGCUUCUUCUGGUGCACAGGGCCCCCCACCCCUAGUCAUGGCCCCAGGGAUGAGAAAUGGUUCCUUACCUCAGGGGAUGAGGAAUCUCCCUGGCACCACUCCACCCAAUGUUAUCCCAGGGUAUCGGCCAAACCAACCUCCGUCACAGGUGUCCAGUCGCAGUGUUCAGGCCCAGCAGCAGGCACAGCAAGAGAACAUCACUCCAGAGCAACGGCAGGCAGCAGCCAAAUUAGCACUGCGUAAACAGUUGGAAAAAACAUUAUUGCAAAUUCCGCCUCCAAAACCCCCUCCCCCAGAAAUGAAUUUUAUACCAAGUCUUGCUACUGGAGAUUUCAUUUGGCUUGUGGGUUUAGAAGAGGUUGUUAAACAUAUUUUAGAUGCUGAUAAAGGAAAGUCGACUGAUGUUAAGUAUGUCUUCAAUCCAUUUACUUGUGUGCAGUGUAAAACUGACUUCACUCCUGUAUGGAAGCGUGACAAGCCAGGGUCAAAGAAUGUAAUAUGCGAACAGUGUGUUACCUCCAAUCAGAAGAAGGCACUGAAACAGGAACAUACAAAUAGACUAAAAAGUGCUUUUGUUAAGGCUCUUCAACAAGAACAGGAGAUAGAACAGCGUAUGCAGUCCUCGCAGCAGCACUCCAACAACUCCAGUUCCUCGCCAUCAACGACAACAUCAUCAGUUACUGCUGCUGCCACCAGUUACAAACCUAGUCCUGAUCCCCUUCGUCAGCAUCCCAACAUGAUCCAAGCACACCAGGCGGCAGCAGCAUCGCAGCUGCGCAGUUCUCAGCUUGGGUUCCAGUCCUACAACCCCAGGAUGCCCUUCAACCCUUACCAGUUACCUUUCAAUGCAAAACCCUCAGAUUUGCAGCGCCAGUAUCUACUGGACAUGAUCCCUCGUGGAGGGCUUCCACAGUCAACUGUACUAUGGAAGAGCUAAAUUAUUAGAAACAAAAAUAAAUGGAAUUUGUGGAUAUAGGAUCUUUCCAGGUUGAAGUGUAGAUAAUUAUGUACAUAUGAGAAAGACUUAUGUUGCAUGAGCCCAGUAGAACAUUUAUAUUAUACCCAAGUUUUCUGAUGCAUAGAGUUCGAAGAAACAGUUAGUGUUAUUUGUAAUCAAAAUUGUGGACUUGAGCUUUUGUUCCUUUUCAUUUUUUAGUACCAGGUCAAGGUCUAACCUUGUCACAUUACUAGAAUAUGUUCAUCUCUGUUUCUAUAUAACUGCUGAAUAUGAUAUGCCUGAUGAAAGAAAGCCAUUGUGGUCCUGUUUUAUUUAUUGUCUCUUAAUAUUAAGAAGAAAGACAAAACCUGAAUAGGUAGAGCAAUAUAUAAGGCAUAUUUUUUACUUCAAGUAAAUAGCUUACAUGAGCUAAUAAAAAUUUUCAGCUGCCAAAUUUUGACUUAACAUUUUUUUUUAUUCAUUUGGACAGGGUAUUGUUUCAUAUUGUUAUAUUAAGUCUUGAAACUUGAUGCUAACCAUGAAAGUCUUGGAAAAAUUUAUACUAAAAAGUGCUGCUAUUGUCUGUACAAUCUACAACGUUUUGUAUAAGAAGGUGAUUAUGUUAAGGCCGCAGGUGAAAUGGAUCUGUUAAAGUGAUCCUUCAGCUAAAGGUCAGCUUUACAUAUUACCCAUUUUGUCUGUUCUGAUAUGAAACCAUUUUGUAAUUUACUUGACCCAAAUUAUGUUUGCUAAGGUCACAGACAACUGUAGUUACAAACCUGGAUAUGCAGCUGGUUCACAUGGAAAAGGUUGCAUUAAUUAUCUUCAGUGAAGCAAACAUAAAAAACUUGCACAGUCUUGCCCAUCUUUGAGACACCACCUGUAGUCAGGAUUGUACAGAAAAAACUGCUUUGAACCAUGCACUAUUUAUUAUGAAGCCAGUGAAAAAGCAAAUUUGUGCUAAUCUUUUUGUCUCAACCUUUCUGUAAUUUAUUUGUAGUUCACAUAUUUUGUACCUCUUUACCAAAGUAUCUGAAUAAAAGUAGUGGAAAA